CUGUACUCGCACCAUGUCAGGGUAGCACUAGAACGGAGUCAGUGCAUGUGUGCUGAAUUCGCCACACAAGUUAACCGAAGCUUAAUAAAAAUUGCCUUCUGUGUAGAAAAGUAUAUGGAUGCUGGAUCUAUCUUAUAUGCCUAUGCAUGCCUAUGCGUUAAUCGGAGUUGCUGUCGUUAAUGAAAGAGACUUUUAGACGAGAUUGCACAUGGAUUAUUGACAAGUUUCGCGUAGUGAAACUUUUUGCGGUUUUAAACCAGUUUGUAAGGAUAAAGGGAGGAUUUUAUCUUCGCGCAAAUAUUAAUUAUUUAGUAAAACAUGGUACUAUCGUGUCGAUUUUACAAAGAAAAGUAUCCAGAAGUGGAGGACGUGGUGAUGGUAAAUGUACGCAGUAUAGCUGAAAUGGGUGCAUAUGUUCAUUUAUUGGAGUACAACAAUAUUGAAGGCAUGAUCUUGCUCUCUGAGCUCUCUAGAAGACGUAUUAGGUCUAUCAACAAACUUAUCCGAGUAGGCAAAACUGAACCAGUUGUUGUUAUUCGUGUAGAUAAGGAGAAAGGUUACAUCGAUCUGAGUAAGCGUCGUGUAUCUGCUGAGGAUGUGGAAAAAUGCACAGAGAGAUAUGCUAAGGCUAAAGCUGUUAAUUCAAUUUUAAGACACGUGGCAGAGCUAUUGCACUAUGAUAAUGAUGACCAGCUUGAAGAACUCUAUCAGAAAACAGCCUGGCACUUUGAAGAAAAAUACAAGAAACAGAAGGCAUCUGCUUAUGAUUUUUUCAAACAAUCAGUAUUGGAUCCCUCCAUUUUAGCAGAAUGUGGUUUGGACGAACAUACGAAGGAAGUGUUGCUAAAUAAUAUCAAGCGAAAACUUACCUCGCAAGCGGUUAAAAUUAGAGCAGAUGUAGAAGUGGCUUGUUAUGGUUAUGAAGGCAUUGAUGCUGUUAAGACUGCAUUAAAAGCAGGCUUAGCUCUUUCCACUGAUGAACUUCCUAUAAAAAUUAACUUAAUUGCUCCUCCAUUAUAUGUCAUGACGACAUCUACUCCAGAAAAACAGGAUGGUUUAAAGGCAUUAAGUGAUGCAAUCGAAGUCAUACAGAAUAAAAUAAUGUCACUUGGAGGUGUAUUCAACGUACAAAUGGCACCAAAAGUCGUUACUGCGACGGACGAGGCAGAAUUAGCGCGACAGAUGGAACGAGCAGAACUUGAAAAUGCAGAGGUUGAUGGUGAUGAUGAAGAAGAAGUAGAAGGAUUGGAAGGUGAUUUUAGUGGUGGCGAAGGAGCUGAACAAAACAGCAAAGAUAUUGAACAAAAUGGCAAACUUGUAUGGACCACACCGAUAGUGUACAAUAUUGAGUGCGUUCGGAGAGACACUAUUCGCGCUAUAGAUGCAAACGCUACCAACGUUGUUCUUGGAGCCAAUAGCGCAAUAGCGUUAGCAAGCUUUUAUGAAUGA
Messenger RNA from Atta colombica, 1449 nucleotides. RefSeq names its product eukaryotic translation initiation factor 2 subunit 1 (gene eIF2alpha). Bases 319 to 1449 code for a protein of 376 amino acids. NCBI's taxonomy places the organism in Eukaryota, Metazoa, Arthropoda, Insecta, Hymenoptera, Formicidae. The record is from RefSeq and is a predicted model, not a curated record. Gene Ontology annotation, cellular component: eukaryotic translation initiation factor 2B complex; multi-eIF complex; eukaryotic translation initiation factor 2 complex. The transcript has 7 exons. Gene Ontology annotation, molecular function: ribosome binding; translation initiation factor activity; RNA binding.